UACUUCCCAGGCUUUGCCAUGGGUUCGAGGGGAGGAGAGAGCUGGCCGGACACCAUCGCCGCCUUCCGGUCAGGUCCCACCGCGUUCCUCUUAUCUCACGGCGCCAAUGACACCUUUGUGGCCGAACUGCUGCGGGAUCUCCGGAGCGAAAGAUUAACGGAGCAGCUCAAGGUCUCGCUGCUGAUGCUCCUCUUGGAUUACCCCACGCUGCUGUGCCGAGAUGUGAAGGCGGGCCAAGAGGCGGCCGCCUCCCUCCUCUCCCUCUUCACCCAGCUGGGCCCCGGGUCCAAGCACGCCUCUCUGCGGCGCCACCUCCUCUUCGCCACGGGGACGGUGCUGGUGGCCACGGACGCCUUCGGGCCAUCUUGCCAGGCCUCCGGCGACUACCUGGCUCUGUUGCGCCAGCUGGCUUCGGACCUCAACGACGGGCGCGGGGGCGCCGCGGAGUGGCCCGUCCGGGCGGCCGCCUGCGAGUGCCUGCGGGAGCUGGCCACCAUCCACCGGCUGGUCCUGCUGCCCUCGCCGGGCGACCUCCGAGAGCUGAAGCUGGUGGUUUCGGCGCUGCUGGAGGGCUCCUACCUCCUCUCCCCGGCCGCCCAAAGCCACCUCUUGUGGCAUCUGGCGCAAGUGGUCAGCAUGGUGCGCACGCAGUCCCCCGCCAUCUUCAAAGCCCAGCUGGUGCGGCUUUUCGGCACGGCCGACGCGGCCCUCCAGCACGCCCUCCUGCAGCUGAAGGCGCUCUUCACCGACAGCCUCUUCACCUCCGAGGACGAAGCCUUCCUGCUCCGCCGCCUGGUGGCCCUGGCUCAGCACCCGGCGUUGCCGACUCCGGUGACCCUCUUCCACCUGGACUGCCUCCUGCACUUCCCGGAGAACCGUCCGCUGGGCUCGGGCACGGAGGAGGGGCUGCCGGUCCUCCUCACCCCGGGGGCCACGUCGGGCCUUUUCCCGGCCCUCUUCCAGGAUCCGGCCACCGCCUUGGCCCGGCUCAACGUGAUGUGCCUGGUGUGCGUGGAGAGCGAGGGCCCCAUGGCGGAGCAGGGAGCGGGCUACCUCCUGGAGCACGUCCUGGCCCUCGGGGGGCCGGUGGCCCGGGGAGGCGGGCCGGAGGCCGUCCGGCUUUUCUUCCAAGCGGCCUUCCUUUUCGCCCGCUCCUUCGGCGCCCGGGAGCCCCCCAUGGCCCAACUGACCCAGUGCGUGUUGGACCUCUACCGCCAGAACGGGGCCUUGGCCCCCAACGUGAUCAACCUGUUGGAUGAGUCCUGGGGGGCCGCCGAAGAGAGCCGCUGGUCUCGGAGCCUGGCCCGCGGCUUGCAGGCGCUCAUUGUGGGCUCUCCCUUGACCCCGGGCCGUCUCGGCGGCCACCUCAAGGUCUUGGCCCGCCUGGCCAAAGAGAAAGACCUCCCCCGGCUGGAGGCCUCCGCCGUGUACGCCACGCCGGACGGCCUCACCCGCUGCAGCCGGCUGGAGCCGGUAGAAGUGACCUUCUCGGAUCUGUUUAUGCCCCUCCCGGUGCCCGCCUGGCCUUCGGAAAAGCGCCAGGGCCUCUUUGGUGCCCUCUGGCACCGGCUGGAUCCCGGCGCCGAGGAAAAGUGUGCGGAGAGCCUCACCGUCCUGCUCUGGCACCGGCUGGACCCCGGCACCGUGGAAAAGUGCGCGGAGAGCCUCACCGUCCUACCGGUGGCGCCGGAGGACCUGGGGGCUAUGAUCCGAAGCCACUUUGCCAGGUACGUCGUGGCAGAGCAAGGGGGCUCCUACGAGAUCGGCAUGGUCCUCCCCCCAGGCUGCCACAUUCUCCUCCGGGUACGGAGCGUGGACGACGUGGCCCGCGUGGGCAUCCGUACGGACAACUGGAAACUCUUGCCUUCUCUAAACAACUACCUGCAGGGUCUGGCGGAGAGCCGGUGAAAGCGUGGGGGGGGGAUGCAGGAAAGAUGGGUGCCCGCUAAAGCCAACAGCAUCCUCUCGGCUUCUGAGCGCCUGCCUGUGUUCUGGGUAAUCUUCAAAUAAAAAAAAACCUUUUUUGUUUUGUU
Molecule: messenger RNA, 2033 nt
Organism: Pogona vitticeps (central bearded dragon)
Lineage: Eukaryota; Metazoa; Chordata; Lepidosauria; Squamata; Agamidae
Source: RefSeq, a predicted model, not a curated record